AUGGAGCUGGAGGUGCCGGACGAGGCGGAGAGCGCCGAAGCCGGGGCCGUGACCUCGGAGGCGGCCUGGGCGGCGGAGAGCGGUGCGACAGCAGGUUCGGCCCAGAAAAAGACGACCCCAGUAGAGGUCCCGCUGAUGACUGGACAGCCCGGUCCUGGCCACGGGAAGAAGCUGGGUCAUCGGGGUGUAGAUGCAUCUGGCGAAACCACCUACAAGAAGACCACGUCCUCUACCCUGAAGGGGGCCAUCCAGCUGGGCAUCGGCUACACCGUGGGCAACCUGAGCUCCAAGCCGGAGCGUGACGUGCUCAUGCAGGACUUCUAUGUGGUGGAGAGCAUCUUCUUCCCCAGUGAAGGCAGCAACCUCACUCCUGCCCAUCACUUCCAGGACUUCAGGUUCAAGACCUAUGCGCCUGUUGCCUUCCGCUACUUCCGGGAGCUCUUUGGGAUUCGGCCAGACGACUACUUGUACUCGCUGUGCAACGAGCCACUUAUUGAGCUGUCUAACCCCGGUGCCAGCGGCUCCCUGUUCUACGUCACCAGCGACGACGAGUUCAUCAUCAAGACGGUGAUGCACAAGGAGGCCGAGUUCCUGCAGAAGCUGCUGCCUGGCUACUACAUGAACCUCAACCAGAACCCUCGGACACUGCUGCCCAAGUUCUAUGGGCUAUACUGCGUGCAGUCAGGUGGCAAGAACAUCCGCGUGGUUGUGAUGAACAAUGUGCUGCCACGCGUGGUCAAGAUGCACCUUAAGUUCGAUCUCAAAGGCUCCACCUACAAGCGGCGGGCCAGCAAGAAGGAGAAGGAAAAGAGCAUCCCCACCUACAAGGACCUGGACUUCAUUCAGGACAUGCCUGAGGGGCUAAUGCUUGAUGCCGACACCUUCUCUGCACUCGUCAAGACGCUGCAGCGCGACUGCCUGGUGCUGGAGAGCUUCAAGAUCAUGGACUACAGCCUGCUCCUGGGCGUCCACAACAUCGACCAGCAGGAGCGCGAGCGGCAGGCUGAGGGCGCCCAGAGCACAGCCGACGAGAAGCGGCCGCUGGGCCAGAAGGCGCUCUACUCCACAGCCAUGGAGUCCAUCCAGGGUGGCGCCGCACGCGGGGAGGCCAUCGAGACAGAUGACACGAUGGGGGGGAUCCCCGCUGUGAAUGGUCGAGGAGAGCGGCUGCUUCUGCACAUUGGAAUCAUCGACAUCCUGCAGUCCUACAGGUUCAUCAAGAAGCUGGAACACACCUGGAAGGCUCUUGUCCACGAUGGCGACACAGUCUCCGUCCACCGGCCCAGCUUCUAUGCCGAGCGCUUCUUCAAGUUCAUGAGCAACACAGUUUUCCGGAAGAACUCCUCCCUGAAGUCCUCACCGUCCAAGAAGGGCCGUGGUGCCUUGCUGGCCAUCAAGCCCCUGGGGCCGACGGCCGCCUUCUCGGCCAGCCAGAUCCCCAGCGAGCGGGAGGAUGCACAGUAUGACCUGCGGGGGGCCCGCAGCUACCCCACACUGGAGGACGAGGGCCGGCCGGACCUCUUGCCCUGCACGCCGCCAUCUUUUGAGGAGGCCACCACCGCCUCCAUCGCCACAACCCUGUCCUCCACGUCCCUCUCCAUCCCAGAGCGGUCCCCUUCAGAGUCGUCGGAGCAGCCGCGGUACAGGCGGCGCACACAGUCUUCGGGACAGGAUGGCCGGCCCCAGGAGGAAAUGCACGCGGAGGAGGACCUGCAGCAGAUCACAGUGCAGGUGGAGCCCGCGUGCAGCGUGGAGAUCGUGGUCCCCAAGGAGGAAGAUGCAGGGGAGGGGGCGUCCCCAGCCUGUGCCUCUGCCGCUGUCGAAGCGGAAACCGCCAGCCAGGCCUCCGAGCCCGCCAGCCAGGCCUCAGACGAGGAGGACGCACCCGCCACGGACAUCUACUUUCCCACCGAUGAGAGGAGCUGGGUGUACUCCCCGCUUCACUAUAGCACUCAGGCCCAGCCUGCCUCCGACGGCGAGAGCGACACAUAA
Rangifer tarandus platyrhynchus (Svalbard reindeer) is the source of this 1992-nucleotide messenger RNA. The record is from the annotation of a GenBank genome assembly. NCBI's taxonomy places the organism in Eukaryota, Metazoa, Chordata, Mammalia, Artiodactyla, Cervidae.